Aspergillus campestris IBT 28561 is the source of this 1137-nucleotide messenger RNA. Its product is annotated as dTDP-glucose 4,6-dehydratase. The record is from RefSeq and is a predicted model, not a curated record. Lineage: Eukaryota; Fungi; Ascomycota; Eurotiomycetes; Eurotiales; Aspergillaceae. Gene Ontology annotation, biological process: nucleotide-sugar metabolic process. The coding region runs from base 1 to 1137 and encodes 378 amino acids. The transcript is spliced from 3 exons. Gene Ontology annotation, molecular function: dTDP-glucose 4,6-dehydratase activity.
AUGCUCAUGCGAGAAGACCAAAGCUCUUCGAAUGGCUACCACCCUGCCGAGAUCAACCGCGUGGAAGAAGCAAGCUCAGACUCGUUGGAAGGCGUGAGAACAAUCCUAGUCACAGGGGCAGCUGGAUUCAUCGGGGGAUGGUUCGUUCGUCGCCUGAUCGAGACCUACGGAGACCGAUACGUGGUCGUAUGCUUCGACAAUCUCGGGUACUGCGCGUCCAUGGACAACUUCCGCGCCAUUCGACACCUCCACAACUUCCAUUUCAUCAAAGGGGAUGUAUGCAGUUUCCCCGAUGUCGACAGCGCGUUGCGAAAGUACGCCGUUAACGGCAUUGUCCAUUUCGCAGCGCGUUCCCACGUGGACGCUUCCUUCGACGAUCCGCUUUCCUUCACGCAGACUAACGUCGCUGGCACUCAGACUCUGCUCGAGGCUGCGAGGCGGAUUGGCUCUAUCCGGCGGUUCGUCUAUGUCUCCACGGAUGAAGUGUACGGGGAGAAUGACGCGUCGGGUCCACGGGGUCUUGCCGCCUUCACGGAGGACGAUGCUCUGCAUCCUACCAACCCGUAUUCUGCUAGCAAGGCCGCGGCGGAAAUGAUUGUCCAGGCGUAUCGCAAGUCGUUCCACAUGCCGUUCCACAUGCCGGUUAUAGUCACUCGAUGUAAUAAUGUCUUCGGGCCAUAUCAGUAUCCUGAGAAGCUUAUUCCAAAGCUGAUCAUGCACCUCCAAAAGGGCCAGAAAAUACCCAUCCACGGUAACGGACAGAGUGCCCGCGCGUUCGUGUUCGCAGAAGAUGCAGCCGAGGCGCUGGACAUUAUUUUCCAUCGGGGGGAAGAGGGCGAGACGUACAAUAUUUCUUCGGAUAGUCAACUGCGUGUCCGGGAGGUGGCGGAGGAGAUAUUCAGGGUCAUGUACCGGGAUUGUCACCAGAAUGUCGAGGACUGGAUUGUGUCUGUCCCGGACCGCCCGUUCAAUGACAGCAUGUACUGGACCGAUGAUUCCAAGCUGCGUGCACUGGGGUGGGUGCAGAAGACGGGGUUUGAAGAGGCUCUCGGGGCUACUAUCGAGUGGUUCUGUCGUGAGAGUGACGGGUUCUGGCCUGAGCUGAGAGGUAUGCAGUGUCAGUUGGACUCAGUGUGA